AUGAUUCCAGUGAUAGCGAUAUCGGCGAUAGCAUUGCUGGCGAUGAUUCCAGUGAUAGCGAUAUCAGCGGUAGCGUUGCUAGUGAUGAUUCCCGUUAUAGCGAUAUCAGCGGUAGCAUUGCUGGUGAUGAUUCCAGUGAAAGCGAUAUCAGCGGUAGAAUUUCUGGCGAUGAUUUCAGUGAUAGCGAUAUCAACGGAAGCAUUGCUGGCGAUGAUUCCAGUGAAAGCGAUAUUAGCAGUAGCAUUGCUGGCGAUGAUUCCAGUGAUAGCUAUAUCAACGGCGUGGCGGGAAAACUUCAUGGAGAAUGUGACUCUGGCGGAGCUGAACAAAACCUUGGCGGAGCUCCUUAUUCCCGCAAUCAUCUUUUUCGCGAUCCUCAUGGUUGUCGGUGUGUUUGGCAACAUUCUCGUCGUCUACGUCUAUACCUUCAAGUACUCACCGUCCACAUACCGCUCGUUUAUUUUAUGGCUGGGUUGGAUAGACCUCAUAGCUUGUACUGUUGGGAUGCCUCUCUUGAUCGCCAGGAUAUUCCACGUUCGGAUUGGUAGUACGAUCAUGCGUCAUCAUAAGUUUAUUCGUGCAAAUACUUGUUCAUUUAUCGGCAUGAAAAGCACUACGAGUGGAGAACAGGAGUCUCGGAAGACUGAAUAUCUUCGUGUUGACGAACCGGGAACUAGCCGGAGUUCAAUUGGACAUGGUUUACGGACAAAGCAAGUGACUUUAAUGUUGUUCAUUAUCACAGUUGUGUUUGUGUUAAGUUUUAUACCUCACUUGGUUCUCAUGGUGACGAUUUCUAUAAAAUCCGACUUUCUUAAAGAGAUGUCUCCGGCUGGUGUGGCGAUGUAUAAUAUAUUUCUGCGUUCCUUUGUGAUCAACAGCAUGGCCAAUCCAGUCAUAUACGGCUUCUGUGACACAAAAUUCAGAUGCGAAUGCGCUACUGUGGCCUCCAACGUGCGCAGAUUUGGGAGAAGAAACAUUGCUGGCGAUGAUUCCAGUGAUAGCGAUAUCAGCGGUAGCAUUGCUGGUGAUGAUUCCAGUGAUAGCGAUAUAAACGGAGUGAUAGCGAUAUGA
This is a messenger RNA of Dreissena polymorpha, 1071 nucleotides long. RefSeq lists its product as uncharacterized. The record is from RefSeq and is a predicted model, not a curated record. Gene Ontology annotation, molecular function: G protein-coupled peptide receptor activity. Lineage: Eukaryota; Metazoa; Mollusca; Bivalvia; Myida; Dreissenidae. Gene Ontology annotation, biological process: neuropeptide signaling pathway. Bases 1 to 1071 code for a protein of 356 amino acids. The transcript has 4 exons. Gene Ontology annotation, cellular component: membrane.